This is a messenger RNA of Miscanthus lutarioriparius, 1809 nucleotides long. NCBI's taxonomy places the organism in Eukaryota, Viridiplantae, Streptophyta, Magnoliopsida, Poales, Poaceae. The record is from the annotation of a GenBank genome assembly.
AUGUCGUCCGCGCCUCUAACCGCCACGCCUGCCCCUCUCCUUCCCGCCAAGCCCAAGAACCCACCACCGCAGCAGCACCCGGUUCUCUCCCACCUCCCGCACUGCACCAGCCUCCGCGCGCUAGCCCAGCUCCACGGCGCCGCCGUCAAGGCCGGCCUCGCCGCGCACCCGGCCUUGGUCACCAGGCUCCUCACGCUCUGCACCGGACCGGCCGCGGGCCCCGCGCACCUCGCCUACGCCCGCCAGGUGUUCGACAGGGUGCCCCACCCGGCGGACGCUGUCUGGUACAACACCCUGCUCCGCGGCUACGCGCGCUCCUCCUCCUCCGCCUCGGCGGCGGCGCGGGUGUUCAUGCGGAUGCUGGAGGAGGGCGUCGCGCCGGACACGUACACGUUCGUGUCGCUGCUCAAGGCGUGCGCCGCGGCGCGCGCGGGGGAGGAAGGGCGGCAGGCGCACGCCCUUGCGGUCAAGCUCGGCGCCGCGGGCCACGACUACGUCCGCCCCACGCUCAUCAACAUGUACGCCGAGUGCGGGGACGCGCGCGCCGCGCGCGUCAUGUUUGGGCGGACGGACGGGGGCUGCGUCGUCUCGUACAACGCGAUGAUCGCCGCGGCCGUCAGGAGCAGCCGGCCCGGGGAGGCGCUGGUGCUGUUCCGGGAGAUGCAGGCCAAGGGGCUCAAGCCGACGUCCGUGACGGUGAUCAGCGUGCUCUCGGCGUGCGCCUUGCUCGGGGCGCUCGAACUGGGGAGGUGGGUCCAUGAUUAUGUUCGGAAGAUAGGGCUCGGUUCCCUCGUCAAGGUCAGCACUGCGCUGAUUGACAUGUAUGCAAAGUGUGGGAGCUUGGAGGACGCCGUUGCUGUGUUCCAGGGGAUGGAAUCAAGAGAUAGGCAGGCUUGGUCAGUGAUGAUCGUUGCGUACGCUAACCAUGGCUAUGGCAGGGAAGCCAUUUCACUGUUUGAAGAGAUGAAGAAGCAAGGGAUGAAGCCUGACGAUAUUACAUUCCUUGGUGUGCUCUAUGCCUGUAGCCACUCUGGUCUGGUGAGUGAAGGGCUUCGGUAUUUCGAUGAUAUGAAAGAUCAUGGUAUCGUUCCAGGGAUCAAGCACUAUGGUUGUGUGACGGAUUUACUAGCUCGAUCAGGGCAGCUGGAGAGAGCUUAUAAGUUCAUUGAUGAACUGGCAAUAAAUCCCACCCCCAUCUUAUGGAGGACGUUGCUUUCUGCUUGUGGAGGCCAUGGAGAUGUCGAACUUGGCAAGCGUGUCUUUGAGAGGAUUCUUGAGCUGGACGAUUCUCAUGGUGGUGACUAUGUAAUAUUCUCGAAUUUGUGUGCAAACACUGGAUACUGGGAAGAGAUGAAUAGGGUAAGAAAACUGAUGAGCGAAAAAGGUGUGGUAAAGGUGCCUGGCUGCAGCUCAAUCGAGAUAGAUAACACGGUUCAUGAGUUCUUCGCAGGAGAUGGAAGGCACCCCAAAUCACAAGAAGCACGGAAAAUGGUUGAUGAAGUGAUCGAUCAACUAAAACUUGUCGGUUAUGUCCCUGAUACUUCACAUGUGUUUCAUGUCGAAAUGGAUGAGGAGGAGAAGGCAAUAAGCCUAAAAUACCAUAGUGAGAAGCUGGCAAUUGCUUUUGGGCUUCUGAAUACUGCUCCAGGAGCUACACUGCGUGUUGUGAAGAAUCUCCGCGUAUGCCCAGAUUGCCAUUCGAUGGCAAAGCUUGUCUCAAUGGUCUUCAAUAGGCGAAUUAUACUCAGAGAUCUGAACCGCUUCCAUCACUUUGAAAAAGGGAUCUGCUCUUGCGGUGACUAUUGGUAG